This is a messenger RNA of Teleopsis dalmanni, 2435 nucleotides long. It is a transcript of the gene ari-2, whose product is annotated as potential E3 ubiquitin-protein ligase ariadne-2. Gene Ontology annotation, molecular function: ubiquitin conjugating enzyme binding; ubiquitin protein ligase activity; zinc ion binding. The coding region runs from base 351 to 1916 and encodes 521 amino acids. Gene Ontology annotation, biological process: protein polyubiquitination; positive regulation of proteasomal ubiquitin-dependent protein catabolic process; ubiquitin-dependent protein catabolic process. The record is from RefSeq and is a predicted model, not a curated record. The transcript is spliced from 5 exons. Lineage: Eukaryota; Metazoa; Arthropoda; Insecta; Diptera; Diopsidae. Gene Ontology annotation, cellular component: ubiquitin ligase complex; cytoplasm.
UCCUGCUAUUGUUUGUAUUUCUCCACGGCCGUUCAAUCGUAUACAUGAAUUAUCUAAAAUGUUUAAGUGAAUAAAACAAACGAUUCUACAAACCACCCCAUAGUGUAUUUAUGUACGUAGUGAGUGAGUCAAUUUACAAUUUACAACAUCCACCACCAGCGCCAGCAAUAAUAUUUGAACAGAAAAUCUGUGUACUACAACCAACCUCACCCCUCUCUUGGUAGGAGUAGAUAUAGUGCACUUUACUGUGGUUUGUUUUAAAAAACAAUAUAGUAGAAUAUAAAAAUAUUGGUUUUAAAUUUGCAACAACCACGACUCCGUAACAUUGCUUCAAAAACAAGGCUGCUAUAAUGUCGGACAUGGAAUAUUCAGACAACGACGAUUAUGAUGACUACUACAAUUCAGGUGAAGACUGUGACGUGGAGCAUCUUGAUCCUAAAAAAGCAGAUCCUGAAUAUUUUGAAUAUGAAUGCUUAACUGUUGAAGAAGUGGAAAAAUUAUUAAACGAAUCGGUAGAAAAACUAAGUACGUUACUACAAAUCACACCUUCACUGGCAAAAGUGCUAUUGCUUGAACAUCAAUGGAAUAUACAGAUUGUGGUUGAUAAAUACCGAGACAACGCUACACAAUUGUUAAUAAGUGCACGCAUCAAACCUCCUACUGUAGCAGAAUCAUCAAGCCAAAAUGUAUCAGGCGCAGCGUCAACCAGUGCAGCGGCCAAGGAUAUAAGCAGUGGUAGUGCCGCAAGUAGUGGGAGUGUUGGAAGUGGGCAUGGUCUUUUAACCACAUAUUUUAAAACUGUAGCAGGAGGUAGCAUUAGUACACCAUAUCGUAGCCAAAUGUGUCCCGUAUGUGCCACAGCGCAAUUGGGUGAUAAAUUCUAUAAUCUCUCGUGUAAUCAUUCGUUUUGCCGAGAUUGUUGGUCCAUGUUUUUCGAGACGCAAAUAUUUCAAGGCAUCUCUACACAGAUAGGUUGCAUGGCACAAAUGUGCAAUGUGCGUGUUCCCGAGGAUUUAGUACUCACGUUGGUGACACGUCCACUUAUGCGAGACAAAUAUCAACAGUUUGCUUUUAAAGAUUAUGUUAAAUCACAUCCAGAAUUACGUUUCUGUCCAGGACCCAAUUGCCAAAUUAUCAUACAAUCUCGAGAUAUACGCGCUAAACGUGCUAUGUGUAAAGUAUGCAAUACCUCAUUUUGUUUUAAAUGUGGUACGGACUAUCAUGCGCCAACGGAUUGCCAAAUUAUUAAGAAAUGGCUAACCAAGUGCGCCGAUGACAGUGAAACUGCUAACUAUAUAAGCGCCAACACCAAAGACUGUCCUGAAUGUCACAUCUGCAUAGAAAAAAAUGGCGGAUGUAAUCAUAUGCAAUGCUUCAAUUGUAAACAUGAUUUCUGUUGGAUGUGUUUGGGUGAUUGGAAGAAUCAUGGCUCAGAGUACUAUGAGUGCUCGCGCUAUAAAGUCAAUCCAAAUAUAGCGAAUGAAUCUGUUCAUGUGCAGGCGCGUGAAGCUCUCAAAAAAUAUCUACAUUACUAUGAACGGUGGGAGAAUCAUUCAAAGUCUUUGCAGUUGGAACAGCAGACCAUUGAUCGUUUGCGUAAGCGAAUCAAUGAAAAAGUAAUGAAGGGUAGAGGUACAUGGAUCGAUUGGCAAUAUUUGUUCAACGGUGCAUCGCUGUUAGCAAAAUGUCGUUAUACACUGCAAUAUACCUAUCCAUAUGCUUAUUUCAUGGAUACCGGUUCACGCAAGGAUUUAUUUGAAUAUCAACAGGCACAAUUAGAAGCUGAAAUUGAAAACUUAUCUUGGAAAAUUGAACGUGCCGACACAGAAGACUUGGGUGAGCUCGAAAACCAAAUGGAUAUUGCUGAAAAACGUCGAACUACAUUGCUUAAAGACUUCUUCGCGGUAGACGUGUAAACACAACUUGUAUUCAAUUGGAUAGCAUAGAAUAUAUUGAAAUCGAUUUGAAUGCAUUGUGUGGAUGCGUGAUCAUAGAUAAAACUAACCAAUAGCGGAUUUAUUGCAAUAUAACGCAUUGCGCCAAAUUUAGUUAUGUAGCCAUAAAUUUACAAGUGAAACCUGUAAAUCUAUACAAUUUUUAAUAUUGCAGAUAUUCUAAAUACUAAUUUCAUAGUAUAAUUCAGUACCUUUUCAUUUUAAAAUAAUAUAACAUAAGCCUUUAUGUUUAAGUAUUCUUCAGAGAAUUAGUUUAAUUUAGAUUUAAAACAAAAAACAUGAUCUUCAUAAUUAUUAUGAUUUUCUGAGCUUCCGUUUAAGCUUCAUUUCGCAAUAAUAUAUUUUAACAGGUUUCCUCUAUAAAGUUUUAAUAUGAAGCAGCUAUGACUUUAGGCAUUAACUAGGCAUAAGUUUUAAACUACGAAUAUAUAUAAACAUAUAUAUAAUAUUAUUUCUUUUUACUGCAAAAGAAAUUUUAAC